Loxodonta africana (African savanna elephant) is the source of this 8506-nucleotide messenger RNA. RefSeq names its product solute carrier family 35 member A3 (gene SLC35A3). The record is from RefSeq and is a predicted model, not a curated record. Lineage: Eukaryota; Metazoa; Chordata; Mammalia; Proboscidea; Elephantidae. The transcript is spliced from 8 exons. Gene Ontology annotation, biological process: pyrimidine nucleotide-sugar transmembrane transport. The coding region runs from base 246 to 1262 and encodes 338 amino acids. Gene Ontology annotation, cellular component: Golgi membrane. Gene Ontology annotation, molecular function: UDP-galactose transmembrane transporter activity.
GAACGUGCUGGGUGGAGGAGGAAAAAGGGCCUCAAGAAAGGGGUGUGUCAAGCGAAUGAAAACGGCUGUGUGUGCCUGAGAGCGUGGGGCUUAGGGAGCACGGGGACCCGUGGGCCAACCUGGCGGUCCGUCGUUCCUUCCGUGAAGGCCCUGCGAAUUCCUGCUCGUUGUGUAGCCCUGUGGUAGGCACGGAUCCACCAGACCUGGAGGACUUUAGCCUCCAGGAGCCACAGGGAUUUCAAGAAAUGGAAAGGCUGCCCGUGGCAAAUGAAGAUAAAACAAUGUCUGCCAACCUAAAAUACCUAUCCUUGGGAAUUUUGGCCUUUCAGACUACCAGUUUGGUUCUAACAAUGCGUUAUUCUAGGACUUUGAAAGAGGAGGGACCUCGUUAUCUGUCUUCUACUGCAGUGGUUGUAGCUGAACUUUUGAAGAUAAUGGCCUGCAUUUUACUAGUCUACAAAGACAGCAAAUAUAGCCCAAGAGCGCUGAAUCGAGUACUACAUGAUGAAAUUCUUAAUAAACCUAUGGAAACACUUAAACUUGCUAUUCCAUCAGGAAUAUAUACUCUUCAGAAUAAUUUACUCUACGUGGCACUGUCAAAUCUAGAUGCAGCUACUUAUCAGGUCACAUAUCAGUUGAAAAUUCUUACAACGGCAUUAUUUUCUGUGUCUAUGCUUAGUAAAAAAUUAGGUGUGUACCAGUGGCUCUCCCUAGUAAUUUUGAUGACAGGAGUUGCUUUUGUACAGUGGCCUUCAGAUUCUCAAGAACUUAAUUCUAAGGAGCUUUCGGCUGGCUCUCAAUUUGUAGGCCUCAUGGCAGUUCUCAUAGCAUGUUUUUCAAGUGGCUUUGCUGGAGUUUACUUUGAGAAAAUCUUAAAAGAGACAAAACAAUCAGUGUGGAUAAGAAACAUUCAGCUUGGUUUCUUUGGGAGUAUAUUUGGAUUAAUGGGUGUAUACAUUUAUGAUGGUGAAUUGGUAUCAAAGAAUGGAUUUUUUCAGGGAUAUAACCGACUGACCUGGAUAGUUGUUGUUCUUCAGGCACUCGGAGGCCUUGUAAUAGCUGCUGUUAUUAAGUAUGCAGAUAAUAUUUUAAAAGGAUUUGCAACCUCUUUGUCCAUAAUAUUAUCAACACUGAUAUCCUAUUUUUGGUUACAAGAUUUUGUGCCUACCAGUGUCUUUUUCCUUGGAGCCAUCCUUGUAAUAAUAGCUACUUUCCUAUAUGGUUACAAUCCCAAACCUGCAGGAAAUCCUACUAAAGCAUAGCUGUAUACUGUCUGUCACUAUAUUUUUCAAGAUGGUGCACCAGGAAUUUCGACGUUAAUCUUGCACAGAGGACUUCCACAGAUUCUGUGAAGAUAUCAUCAUGCUGAAUCUGAUCAUACUCAAAUGGUUUGAAAAUAUUAAAGUUUAAAGAUAAAAUAUGUGUAUAUGUAACAGAAUGCCUAUUAUAUCUAGAAAUCGAAACUUGAAAGUAUUUCCAGGGAUUAGAAUCAUUAUUGGAAGAAGCUUGAAAUCUGUUUAAAAAGAUUCUACCCUUCUGAUUGCUGCAGAAAAGCCCUAUGCACUCUUUGCGAGAGCACACAACAAAUAUCAGAUACCAAUUUUUAUAAAUCAGAUCUAUUUAAUCUUAAUUGUUUUUUUUAUCUCUUUCUGUACAGAUGUAUCAAAUCACAUGGAAUAUUAAGUUUGAAAAUUUUAAUUAUUAUUACCUACAAAGCUGUGAAGAAAUAGACGUAUGAUUUGAAAAAACAUUUUCACAUAGCUGAGAUUUUUAUAUUUAUACAAAGGAUUACUUAAAGGAUUGCUAAAUGUUAUUUGUUAAACUACAUAAAAAUUAAUGAAGUAACAUUCUGUGUCUGACUUGUCAGAGAAUAAAAUUCAUUUUUAAAAUUAAUGUAGAGAGGUUCACACAUCUAUUUCUCCAUAUACAUUUUGAGACCUUCUAAUGCUUCAGAACUGCUGAAAGCAGUCCAGAUACUCCAAUGCUAGGUAGUAGCCAGUGACUUUUAUACUAAUGGAGUUUUGCUCUUAAUCUUCUAAUUACAUUUCUUUUCUGUAAAUCAGAUAAAUCCUUAAUAUUACUUUAAAUUUUCAUGUGUAUUAAUUUCCAUUAAAGUUUUAUGAUGUAAUUUAAAGGGAUUAGAUAUUUAGUAAUUUUAAAAUAAAAUAAUUAUUGUGUUAUAUAAUCUCUCCAUCUGGAGAAUUUUGAACUGUUAAGCAUAUACUGUACACAACUAGAAAGUUUUUAAAUGACUAUUUUACUGAUUGAUCUGUAAAAACUUUUUUUUUAAAUCAACAACCCUUAGCAACAACAAUGAAAAAAAUACUAUAGAUGUCAGUGAAUUGAGACCAAAUGAUAUUUCUUGGAGACAUUCCAUAUUGCCAUGGUAUUACAUUAUUUAAAAUGGCACUGUAAAUUCAAGGCUCCCUAGAAGAACUUUUAAGCCAUCCUAAAAACCCAGAGGAAACCCUGGUGGCAUAGUGGUUAAGAGCUACAGCUGCUAACCGAAAGGUUGGCAGUUCGAAUCCACCAGGUGCUCCUUAGAAACUGUAUGGGGCAGUUCUACUCCGUCCUGUAGGGUCGCUAUGAGUCGGAAUCAGCUUGACAGCAAUGGGUUUGUUUUUAUAAACCCAGAGGAGCUCUGGUGGCACAGUGGUUAAGAGCUUAGUUGAUAAUCAACAAAGUUCAGCUGCUCCUUUGAAACCCUAUGGUGUAGUUCUACUCUGUCCUACAGAGUCCCUGUGAAUCGAAAUCAACUCGAUGGCAACAGGUUUGGUUUGGUAUAAACCCACUGCUACCAGGAGUGCCCUGAUUGAUGACUGGGAGAGGCAACAAAAUCUGAGUUCCCUUUCUGUGGCCCCAGGAGAGCUGCUGGAAAGGAGCCAUGACUUUGCUUUAAAACAGUGGUUUCUUUUAAGCAUUUUGAUUAACACUGGAGUUAAGGUUAUAAAUUACGUGAGUUUUUUAAUAAGUUGGUUCAGGGGAGAGGAAAUUUAUAAGAAAUGGUAAGAUGAUUUGAUGGGCAAAAAUGCUUCUAAAAUUGGAAUAUGGGUUUAAUAUAAUUAUUGACUAUAGGUAGAAUUACCUACUGAGAAUAAGAAUUAUUUUAUUUUUUUCAUUCAUACUGUAUAUAUUUUUUAAAGUUUCCUGUCCUAAUAGUUAUUAUAACUGUUAAAAAAAAAACAAACUAUUUUUAUAUAGUUCUAAUGGAUUUUGUUAAACAGAACUUGACUCAAAAAUCUUACAUGUUACAAACUGUUCGGCACUCUUGGCUAAUUAGGAUUGGCUUUGUUACCUUGUUGAUGAGAAUUUAGUCUACAGGACAGAGACCUAAUCUAUUCCAUUUAGACUUUUCAAAGUAUUUAAAUCAGUUUGCUGGUGAUUACAGAUUGGCACAGAGCAAAUUUUCUGAAUGCUUUCUGGACUCAGUGAUUUUCGGUGUCCACCAUGUAUUUGUUUAAACAGUUUACCACAUUUAAGCAUGAUGUUUUUAGACUGCAAUAGCAUUAUAUCUUAUUAUUCAAUGCUAAAUGAAAUCUUCAUCCUACAAAUGCACAGAAUUAAGACUAAUAUAAAGAUUUAUACUCAGCCACAUUGAAGUACUGGUUUGGUGCUUAUGUAUUAAUUCACUGUGCAUUCAUAAUUAUUAAUUCAGGUUUAGUCUUCCCCUAUUUUAAUACUUCAAAAAAAAGAUACAAUUAUUGAAUAUUAGAUGUUAGUUAUAGUGAUAAAUAAUAUGUUUUCAGGUGUCCGAAAUAAAAUUUUCAAGAUUUCCACCAAAGCUUAGAAAAAUGUAGUCAAAAGCUGUGAAAAAGAAUAAAACACUCUAAAGUAUAUUUUCAAAGCAAACAUUUAUAAGACAGGCAUAAUUUAUAUUUUGUUUUUCUAGGAGAUUCGAAAAUGUAUAAUAUUAAGAGAUUAGGCUGUAUAGUUCAUAAUUUUUAAUUCAUAAGAAAUAACUAUUUGGGGAGGUGGGCCUAUGGCCUAUAUCAUGUCACAGAGUUGAUGCCAUUUUCUUGUGUGUGUGGUAUAUGUUUUAAUGACCUAUUCAACUUCCAAAGGCCUUAUCAUAUCAAUCUUUGAUGAUGAUGACUCCUUGACUAUUUAAAUUCUUAUACUUUUUGGAAAUUUAUUUGUUAUCCCUCAACUACUUUGUUCAUUGUGAAAAUGUGCUACUGCAUGGGAAAAGAGUAUCAAUGAUAAUCCUAUUAAAAAUUAAAAAUAUGGUAUUUGGAACAAAAAGUUUGAAAUAUAACAAUUAAAUAUUUUGACUCAGUAAUAUUAUUAAAUCUUUUAUAAUAAGUGCAUUUAGAGAGAAGUCAGACUACUUUUAUGGUAGAAAAUGUAGCUUGUAGAUGCAAAACUUAAAUGCCUACGUAAAUUUAUUUUGAAAUGUCAUAGAAUUUCACAGAAGGAAAAGUAGUUUGGUAUUUAAACUAGAUUCUGAGGUAGAAUCUGACAGGAAAUUUUAAUUGACUUUGCUCCGUAUACUUAGUGAAUUCUGACUUGUUAAAAAUUGAUACUUUUCCUACAUAUCAAAUUAUUCAACUUUUAAAAUGUCAUUGUAUAGUCAUUUAACUGAGUUUUUUUUUUUUUUAAAACAAGGUUUAGCAUUACUCAUUUUAUUUACACUGUCAUUGUGAUACUAUUUAAUUACAUAUGGAUGUAUGCAUUACAUAUUUAUAAAAGUUAUUUGCUAUACUGAAAAAUCAUCGGGACAAUCUCCAGCAUAUGUAUCAUACUUUAAAUAAUAGGACCAAAGAAGAAGCACCUUUAUCCAAAUCUGGUCCUGUGUGCCUUGCUUUGCUAGAGGCUGUUACUGAAAUUCACAACUUUGGGCACAUGGGCAAAAAUUAGAAAAUUUUAAGAAUAGCUAUAAUUCAGUUUUUUGGUUAUUUCAACAUUUGCUCUUUAAAUCAUUACCCAACGUAAAAUUAAAACAGAUAUAUUAUACAAGCAUUAGUGAACUAUUUAUUUAAAUAAAGAGGCACCAAUGCCCUAUCUAGAUUUUUGAAACUUUGACAGUUGUAAACAGCUAUCAUUUUGUCCUUUGGUUUCUUCUUAUAAAAAUAUAAUUUAUGGUGAUUUUUUAAUAUUUAAAAAAUGUUUUGGAUCUUGAAUUUGUGUAUUUCAUUUGUUUAGAAAGAUUCUUUUGGGCUUCAGAAUGUGAUUUAUGUUUUUAAACUUUUUGUGGGCAUAAUUGAAAGGAAAACUGGUCUUUUGUUAAAUGACUUUUUAAUUGAUAAAUUUCUCGUCAUUUUUUAAAUAUUCAUUUAUUAUCUGAUAUAUUGAAAUAGAUUAUUUUUAUACUUAACUGUAGACUUCUUCCUAUAUUUCCUUGUUUCCCUAUUAGAAUGUGUCUGAUCUCACUCAUGAAUUCAUCUGCUCUCCUUAUAUACAUAUAAAAAAUGAAUCACUGAUCUUUUUCCUACCUCUCUAGUUAUCUUUACCACAUGUAAUCAUUCUUUUUUCUAGCCUCUGCUCUGGCAUGAAAGAUUAAGUGUCAUUUAGCUAGUUAGAACUUCUCUAUGUGCAUGAUAGUAACAGCCUAAAAAGUUCUCUUUUUUGAAUAAACUAUCUCUUUGCUAGCUUCAAGUUUCCUGGGUGGCGCAAAUGGUUAAGCGCUGGACUACUAACCGGCAGGUUGGCAGUUGGAACCUACCCACAGGCACCUUGGAAUACAGGCCUGGUGAUCUGUUUCCAAAAGGUCACAGCCUUCAAAACCCUAUGAAGCAGUUCUACUCUGCACAGAUGGGGUCGCCAUGAGUCAGAAUCAACUUGACAGCAACUACAACAAGAAGCUUCAAGGUUAAGUAAUUAGAGUAAUUUGGUAUAUGUUUUCUUUAUAAUUCAAAUAUAUUUGCUUCUAUUGUGACUAUUAAUUCAAUGCAUAGAGAGCAAAUGUGAGAAACAACAUAAAGGAUUUUAUUGGCAGUGAGUGGGUGGGGUUAUUCCCAUCUCUACUACUUAAGCAUCGUCGUACAAAAUGCUUUGUCUUAAAAGAUCACUAAAAUAAUCUGUAUUUUAAAAAAAUGUAUAAUUUUCUUUGGUUACUUCUCAUGAAAAGCACUAACUGAAAAUUUUAAUGUUAUUUUUUGUAUUACUAUAUUUUUUACACAAGUAAGGUGUACCUUCUACAUUUGUUUGCUGGCUGCACCCUCCCUCUGCAAGGCAUCCUUACAAGCACCACCCUGCCAAUCCUCUUCUAAAUGUUGCUGUAAAAAAAUGAGCAUAGCGUACUUAGGAAAAUGCCUUACUGGGGGAGGGCCCAGGCAGCAAACAAACACAGAAGGCACAUGUUGUUUGUGUAAAAUACACUAAAUUAUUUUGUUAAAAUAUAUCCUAGAAUCCCAGUGCUGUGCAAAUGUACUUUACAAUCUAAAUUGUAUAGAUACUAUUGCAUUGCAACAGAGUCAAAGAUAGUGACUAGCGUUAGUUACUGUUCUUAAAAAGAAAAUUCUUUCCAAGCAGGACUAGAUAGUCCAGAAAAAAUAAGACCAAAAAACCCAAACCCAUUGCCAUCAAGUCAAUUCCGACUCAUAACAACCCUAUAGGAUAGAGUAGAACUGCCCCAUAGGGUUUCCAAGGAACAGCUGAUGGACUCAAACUGCUGACCUUUUAGUUAGCAGCCGUAGCUCUUAACCACUGAGCCACCAGGUUUCCAGAGUAGAGAGUAGUAACUUCUUUAAAACAAAUAACAUGGUAUUCCUUCGGAAAUAAAGAGAGUUUUACCCAAGAUGUAUAGCAAGCAGGAAAUAGCUUGCCUUCAAAUCCCAAAGAAUCGAAUUUAUACUAGUAAAGAGUGUCUUGUUGACCAUUCCUCUCUCUGUAUAUACAUUCUUCUGAACCAAUAGCACAAGCAAUGAUAAUUUUUGUUUAUAGUGACUUUUAAUUUACAUGUUAUUUUUAAUUUAAAAAAUUCUGUCCAAUCUGAACACAACAUGAAUCUCGGGUAGCGAAACAUGUUUAUAAUCAGUUAUUGUGCUAAGUGGCCUAUAUAGUAGCAGUAUUUAUUUUUUAGUUCUGGUGUUUAAUGACAACUUAUUAAAUAGCUGAAAUAUUUUAAAGAACAAUAAAUAUUUUUAGAAAUUGGUUUGUAAACCUUUUAUCUAUAUUGUAUAUAGAUAUGCAAUUUUGAGAUAAUUUUAUAUCAGUCAUUAACCAUAACUGAUAAGAAAACGUUACUUUGGCUCAUAGGGCCUCAUUUGGCUCCACAGUUCCAGUCAUCCUUUACUAGGGUUAAGUAUCAGCCCUUCACUGGAGCAAAGGAUCAAUUGUUUAUCAUUUAUGUGUUUAUUUUCUUAUAGGAUUUCUAAAAUGUUAAAAAUAAUAACUUCUUUAAAACAAAUAACAUGGUAUUCCUUUGGAAAUGUAAAGAGUUUACCCAAGAUAUAUAACUUCUUGCUUUUUUAAGUAAAACUCAUUGAUGGUAUAAGAGUAAUGAAUGUUAUUAUAGCAUUUUGGGGUAAAAUUUUGGGGUAAUCAUCUAAAAAUGCACUCUUGCUAAAAAUUACUUUAAAUGUGCUUAAGAAGUUUAGUUAAAUGUGAUAAAUCAGAUUUCACAUGUGUACUUUAACAAAAUCUGUGAGCGUGUGUGUGUGUGUGUGUGUACUUCAUUAAAAGACAGCGUAUGUACAAACAUGAUUCCUACCUGGGUAGGGUAAUAUUUCUUGAGUGACUGAUAGGAUUACAGAAAAUCAUGACAGAGGUAAGCCCAUAUUUCCUUUUUAUAACUUUAAUUAUUAUGACUAUGAAUUCUAGAAUUUUAAACUGCAGCUAACUUUACAAGUUAUAUGCAUAAUGCUGUAAAUUUCCAUUACUUCAUAUUAUUUGUCUCCAUUUACCUAAUAGUCCAGGUUUAUGUUUUGAAUAUUUUGUUUAUAUAAUAUGGUUGUUGUUGUUAGCUGUUGUCGAGUUGACUGCAACUCGUUCCCUGGUCCUGUGUCAUCCCCACAAUUACCAGCAUGUUCAAGUUUUUUUUUUUUUUUCAAGUCCAUCUUAGUGACUAUAGUGCCAAUCCAUCUCACUGAAGGUCUCCCACAUACUCGUUAGCCCUCUACUUCACCAAACAUGAUGAUCCCCCUACUGAUGACGAGUCCAAAGCAAGCAAGUCAGAUAUUGUUCUGUUGUGAUCAAUAAGGAUUUCACUGGCUAGUUUUUGGAAGUAGAUGGCCAAACCUUUCUUCCUAGUCUGUCUUAGUCUAGAAGCUCUGCUGAAACCUGUCCACCAUGGGUGACCCUGCUGGUAUUUGAAAUUCUUGUGGCAUAAGUUCUAGCAUCAUAGCAACACCCAAGCUACCACAGUACAACAAAUUGACGUGCAGGUGGUGGUUUAUAAUGAUACUGCCAUUUUAAUGACCUCAAUCCUGCCAGAACAAAUUGUGCUAUCUUAGCUUUGAAAAAUUCAUGGGUGAUCUCCAUGAGUUCACAAAGGUAGCACUAUUAGAGAACAAACAUUUUUUAAUUUAAAUUCUCUCCCACUUUUAAUUAAAAAAAAAAAAUCAAA